AGGAGCCGUUCACCUAGUCCUCUUCCCCGCCGGAGUCGCUCCGUUAGCCCUGUGAGGGGCGAGUCUCCUACACGCGCACAGCUCACCAGUUCCUCUCGGCACGCACGGCUGGUCUCCCAUUUCUCAGACCUGUACACCACAGAGAGACUGGAAUCCCAGAGUCUCCUGCGCAGAUACAUCGAUGAUCUGGAAACAGUCCAGAGGAUCCUUUUCAUCGCUGUUGUGGAAUCAUUUCAGGCUGCUAAGCUGGCCUAUCGUCAGUUUAAAACACGUGUGAGGAAGACACUUUCCUCCACUCACAUUGGUCCUGAGAGUUUGGAGGAUGCAGUGGUGGAUUACAUUGUGAGAAAUCUGGACCUGUAUGAUGUGCAGACCAGCGUUAAUGAUGUCAUCAACGCGAUGAAUGUAAACCCACGCAUCUCUUUCCCUCCAGAGGUGGACUUUGUUCUGAUCAGCAGCUUCAUUAGGGAAGCAUGUCGAAUAGCAUUUGCUAUGCAAACUCUGGACCCACCACUGGACCUGGCCUUCAGCUCAGAUGGAGAACUUUACAGUGACGUUAAGUACAGGCGCAGUUUUGACUCUGAGUUCACCGCUCCGCUGGUGGCAUAUCACGUGUGGCCUGUGCUGUUGGAGGGAGACACUGUCAUACUGAAGGGAGAGGCGGUCACUAGGAGAGGAGCUCUGUGGCGAAGCAGGAGUCGUAGCUCCAGUCCUGUUCGCUCUCACUCAGGAAGCCCCAGCCGCACAUUUAUGGCCAGUCGUAGUCAAAGCCCUUCCGCUGGACGUCUCUCAAGCAAUCGACUUUAAAGUUUGAUACCUCACUUCAUGCUGGAUACAGAACCAAACAGAGGCAGAUUAAUCAAAACAUAAAAAUAUUUUUUUCAGCUUUAACAUAUUCUUUUCUAUGUGUGGGAUGAAUUAGAAACUAAAGUGGAAAACAAUUACCUUUACUAAUGACUCAGUACUUAUGAAGAAUGGAGGCAUUUGUCAUGUUUAAACAGAAAGCGCUAUUUACAAGAGAAAAAGCUCCACACUAUCAUUUUCUAAGUGGACUGCACUUGACUUGACUUGACUGCACUUGAGUGGACUGCUCUUGAUAUGAUUGGCUAGUUAAACCUUAAUUGUGUUACAGGGAUGUGCAGAGAGUUCAUCAGGGGCAGGGGCUCAAAUGUAAA
Molecule: messenger RNA, 1175 nt
Organism: Sinocyclocheilus anshuiensis
Lineage: Eukaryota; Metazoa; Chordata; Actinopteri; Cypriniformes; Cyprinidae
Product: mitochondria-eating protein-like
Exons: 6
Biological process (GO): mitochondrial protein catabolic process; mitophagy by internal vacuole formation
Cellular component (GO): mitochondrial outer membrane
Source: RefSeq, a predicted model, not a curated record